AAAAUCUAGUUUUGAUAAUCAGUGAAUAACAAUACUUUCGAUGAAAAAAAAUAUAUACAAGGCAAACAUAUCGUCUAACACGUGAAAACGUAAAAGACUUCGAUAUGAUGGGCUGUAUGUCAAGCCCAAAGGCCGAACAAUGACACCUUGGUUCAAGUGUGGUAAAUAAAUUUGAGACCAUUAAUUACAGUCCUGCUUUAGUUCUUUUGGGGGCACUGUGUGAUAAUUUAGGGUUUCUUGGCUCCUCUGUUAUUCGGACUCUCCCGUGAGAAAAACGAAUCAACUCUGGGCUCAGGGUUGUCUGCGAAACGCUAGAGAGUUUGUGCAACUGGUUCUACUGGCGAAUAGGACCAUCUCCGACUUGGUCAAACUGUAAGUUUAUAAACUAUCCUUUAGCCAAAUAAUCAAACUGAUCCAAUCGUGUUUCCUCACAUGGACAUCAUCAGUGCAUUGUCGGAUGAUUUGCUCUUGCGGAUUCUGUCAUUUGUUCCUACAAAACAUGUCGUGGCCACAAGUCUCUUGUCCAAAAGAUGGGAAAGUCUUUGGACGUCAGUGUCCAAACUUGCUUACGAUGAUAGCGACCACACCGGUGACUACAAGAACUUCUCGCAGUUCGUUUACAGGUCCUUGCUCUCAAAUAACGCACCAGUACUAGACAAGUUACAUCUCAAACUCGGCCCUGACUGUCCCUUCAUCGACGUUGAUCUAUGGACUAACAUCGCACUUACUCGCCGUGUCCGUGAGCUAGAAAUUGAUCUUUUUUCCAAGGAAGAGUCUUUUAAUCUGCCUAAUAGCCUAUACACCUCUGAAACACUAGAGAUCUUGACACUCAUCAGCUGCGUCGUCGUGAACGCCCCUUCUUCCGUUUGUCUCCCGUCUCUCAAAACUCUGAAGCUUGACCGUGUUGAUUACACAGACAACGCUACUCUACCGCGUCUUUUAUCCGGUUGUCCAAAUCUUGAAGUCUUGUUUUUGGAACGACAUGUUGGAGACGAGACAACUGAUUCUAUCGUCGUCGCGCCUUCGUUACAAAGAUUAACUAUGCUGGACACACAUGCCGGUACAUGCGGUCGGUUUGUGGUUGAUGUCCCUUCUUUGAAGCACCUCGAAAUUACAGAUUCUGUAGCUUACUACGACCUCCGUCGAAUGGAGAAUAUGCCUGUGUUGGAGAAGGCAUGCGUUUGGAUUACUAGUAGUGGAGUGACCCAAGAGUUUUUAAACGCUCUUACUUCUGUCCACCGCCUUUCACUAUCUUUAUCACUUUCAAAGGUUAUGCAUCCUUCUGGUAUGACAUUCAAUCAGCUUGUUCAUCUGGACUUGUACACUUUAACUGAAGGUUGGUGGGGUCUUCUUAUUUGUAUGCUUCUAGACUCACCUAAACUGCGAUUUCUCAGACUCAGCAAUAACAAAUUAACAAGUGAAAGCAAAGAGAUCCCAAUUGGUUGGAGCCCGCCGAGUUGUUCUGUUCCUGAGUGUUUGGUGUCUAGUCUAGAGGCUUUCGUGUGGAUUGGGUACAAUGGGAGACAGGACAGCAAGAUGGCAAUAUAUCUCCUGAAAAAUACUGCUUGUUUGAAGACAGCUACAUUCUCUCCAGAUUCUACUGAUCUGGCAGAGAAGUAUCAGAUGCUCAAGGUGUUGGCAUCUGUAGCUACAAUGUCUACUUCGUCUCAGCUUCUAUUCGACUGAACAAUGAUAAAAAAUUGUCGUUUUAGGAUUUUUUAGUUAAGGUCACAUGUCUCGUAUUUGAAGCUCUUAUAGUUUUUGGUUAAAUUCCGGCUAGGGUGACUGAGGCAAUCUUCAACUUUCUGAUUAAAGUUUAACGAGUCGGUUAAUUAAUCUUCCUCCCUCCCUCCCUCCUUAAUCUUUUGUGCUCAUCUUGUCCCGGACACACCAAGGAACAAAAAUUAAGUUCGAUUUACAUCUA
Brassica rapa (field mustard) is the source of this 1924-nucleotide messenger RNA. Its product is annotated as F-box/FBD/LRR-repeat protein At4g26340. The record is from RefSeq and is a predicted model, not a curated record. Lineage: Eukaryota; Viridiplantae; Streptophyta; Magnoliopsida; Brassicales; Brassicaceae. Gene Ontology annotation, molecular function: protein binding.